AUGGCUUUAGUCGGGCUAGGCCUCAAUUUGCGCUGUUAAACAAGCAAGCAAGCAAGCAGGAGGCGGCGGGCGGAAAACUCGUAGAUGCCCGACGGGAGGAGUCUGGGGAGAAGGCGAGCAGUUACAGCAAUGGCACAGCAGCAUGGCUGUGCCCUUUGUGCCAAAAAAGCCAAGAAGACCAUGCCUCCCUGUCUCAACACCUCACUGAACAACACAGCGUACUUCCAACGUGUGUUGACAAACUGUUAGACAUCUCUGUUUUGAAACAGGGGGUGAGGGAAGAAGAGGACGAAGGUGCUGUAAUAUCUUCAGUUGCAGUUUGUACACAAGUGAGAGCAUCUGAAGACAUCUGCUCCGAACUCCGCGAGCCUUGUUUGGACGUUCCUCUUCGACAUAACGAGAAGGAGAUGGAUGAAGACAGAAUGUUGGACCAGGAGGGUGGUGAAGCUGAACCAGAGCCAGAAGAUGACAUCAUGGGAGCCAAGCAAACUGCCACAGAAAAUGAAGACGGUAAAAAUGGCGUGCCUGCUGAAAAUAACGCUCGGUUCAAAUGCAAUGCCUGCCUGGAAACAUUUCCUACCAGAACUGCCCUGAGUGUUCAUUACUACUCUGCAUCCCAUAUUCAGAGAAUGACAACAAUACAAGGUGGGGAAAUUGACCCUCCAGCUCCUUCCGCCUCUAUUCUUUCUCGGCCAUUUGUAUCAAACAAACCCUACCAGUGUGCUAUAUGCCGAGUCUCCUACAAUCAUUCUAUCACCCUCGAGAGCCAUAUGAAAUCCGUCCUGCACCAGACGCGCAGCAGAAAUGCUGUGAACUCAUCUGCCCUUGGUAUUUGUGGAGGCAGCAAUGCCAGUACUCCAAAGACCACAGUGAGCACUUCUACAAGUGGAACCGGCGAGUUGGCGACCACCACCAACUGUGCUACUCUUGGAAGCAUGAUGGUGACUACGGCAAGAAAUGCGGAGCACCUCCAAACAUCACAAGUGGCUCCCUCCCUCAUCACUCCCCCUGUGGCCUCAGCUCAGGCGGUCUCAGCCUUUCUCACCCUCCUCACGUCCAGCCCUAGUGCACUCUCGCACCCUCUCCUCCCCUCCCUAUUUGCACCCAGCCACCCUACUGGUGCCGAUGCAGCUCAGAUUGUGCCUCAGCCUCACAUGGUCAUGCCCUUGAUCUUGAACGGCCUCCAAGCUCAGCAAACCCAGCAGUCUCCUGAGAACCAGCAAGGACAGCUCCUUACCCAGUGUGUGCCAUUUGUAGGUCUCAACACAGCACAGCAGGCCCUCUUGACCCAAAGACUUAGUUUGUUACAGAACCAGUGGCCUCCUGUUGCACUUCCAACUAAUACAUCAGAGGUUGUGGAGAGUGUGAAGCAGGAGUGUAUUGAAAAGCCGUCAGAUCAGAUCAGGGAAAGCAUAAAAACAGAUGAACCUGAGGACGAGGGUUGCCCCAAUACAGAAAGCAAAGUGCAGGUUGAGAGUAAUGAAGACGUUUGGAAGGUGCCCAGCGAUAGCAGAACCAUUGCCCAUCAGAUGGAUGUGGAAAAUUAUAAAUCAGUAAGUCCAAAUUUCUCCCCAGUUGCCAUGGAGAAGAGCCUCCAUAACAACCUCUCACCGUCUCCAUCAAUGCCUAGCAACCCAAGCUAUAGCCCUGUACAUUUGAAUCUCACGCUUAGCCCCGAUUCCACUCCCCAAAAAUCACAAGCUGCAGCUAGUCCUUGUGCAUCUAUUGGUACGCCCAAAUCAAGCCCACUUUCAAAUGUCUUAAGCAACCAAUAUCGGCUACGUUGCAAUACCGUGGGGUCCAUUUAUCCAGAACUUCCAGUGUUGUCAGAGUUUCAGUCCGAGGUGCUUUGGGCUUUCUUUGAGUCACGAAGUGAGGCUCAUGCUGCUAGUCCUCUCCGCGAGGACUGCGAGGCGCUGGGAAGAGAGGUAGGGCUUUCAGAAGAGGAGGUACGCAAGUGGCUCUGCCAAGCAAGAUAUGUCAAACAGAGACAGAGAGCCACAGAGCUCACGCACCAACAUGGCUCAUCGGGAUUCGCAAAGACCACUCCAAGCAGUGACAAUGACUUUGAUGACGAAGAAAACUCCUUGAUUAUAGCAGAAGAGGAGGAGGAUGCUGACGUGUCAGGUAGUCAGGUAAUAGAUUUGUCUCGUACAAGAGGGUCGCGCAGACAGCGAGGUGUUGGGAGGGAGGGUCAGGGAGACUCCUGUCUGACUUCUGACUCAGAAAAUGAGGUUUAUACCUCUGUGAUUGUGACAGACGAGGAAAGUCAGAAUGGAGGUUUUCGGGAGUCCCCAGAGAGCCCUGCUAAAGAUGUAGUGCAACAUGAGGUCCAUUGUGAUAAAGUCUCAGUUGGAGGGAAAGUCUUGCGCUCCACAACGGUGUUUCUCUCUGAUGUGGAGGACGAAUAUGAAGAAGAGGAUGGUGGAGGGGCUCAUAGGCCUGGAAAGAAAAAAAGGAAAGGAGAGUUUGAGCAUGAGGUGGAGGUGAAAAGAGAGAGACUGGAUCCUGAUGUGGACCUCGAGUUGGAAGCCCAAGGGGAUCCCCCAAGUUCACUCCCCUAUUCUGUUGACCAAAUUCCAAGUGGCGGUCUUCACUCACUCCCACUGUCUCUCGCACCGUUCUCUGCACAAUUCCUCAGCCCUUAUGUCCUCUCGCUAACACCAUCAUUAGUUGGGAGCAAAAUACCAGUCUUCUCAAACCCACCUUCCAUCACACGUUUCUCUAGUUCUCUUCUUUCCCAAUCACUUUCUCCCAUGAACCAAUCUUCUCAAUACUUGUCCAAUGGCAGCGACUGUGAGACUGCACUGGACCUUAGUAUGGGAAAAAACAAUUCAUCCUCAUCUCUGGCCGACAAAAUUUCAGCACAGAAAGGACAGUUGCUUGAUGGACUUGGCCUGAGGCCCACGUCUCAAAAUCUGGUCGUUGUUCAGGUAAAACCUGAAUCUCUUACUACCAUGCCUUCUUCGUAUAAUCGUGUGGAUCUGGUCAACAGCAAUAACCUGACAAAGCCCAGUAUUUACACAAGGCCAGAUGAGAAAAUGAACAUCACACUGUGUGAUAACGACAAAGAGAAGGAUAAAGAGCAACAGCAAAGAAAGGCCAAAGGGAAAAGGUAUCGCGAUAUGCGGCGUUCCAGGACCAUCAUUCAAGCUGAACAACUUGACAUACUGUAUGGAUGCUAUUUCAAAGAUCCCAACCCUGGAAAACACGAAUUUGAGCAAAUCUCCGAGUGGGUUCAGCUUCCCAAAAAAGUUGUUCAGAUAUGGUUCCAGAACAUGCGAGCGAGGGAACGGAAAGGCGAGGUGCGAUUCAUCAGCGACGGCACCCUGGCAGCAGUUGGCAAACCGCUCAUCAAAUUCACUUGGCCGCUCUCCAAACCCAUUUUUUCUAACAAGCCCGUUGCAAACAAUGCUGGCUGCAUCACAACUGCUCCAAUUGUGCGCACCCUCAUCAAGACUGAAAGCAAACCCGUUGUGGUGAAAAAAAACACUCCUGUUCCAAUCAAGCCCAAGGAAGUGGUUUCUGACGCCUCUGUGGUGAGUACUGGUGCCUCUGUGAUGCCAAAGACCAAGCUUGAAACCACCAGCAGCGUCACCAUGGUCAAAGUCGCAUCCAGCAUUGUCCCGACCCUUUUAACGCCUCCCAAGGAUCCCGUUCCCAUUGCCCCUCGACUGAAGCAGCAAAGAAAAUUUGAGGACGAGAGCGAGGAGGACAAAACAGACGAGGAUGUGGACGACGAGAGUGAGACAGGGCCAAGGAUGACCAACCGCAUGGUGCCCAAGCUGCCCACAACGCCCAUCAAUAACAGGCCUCCUUCCACGACUGUGUUGCCCCAGAAACCCAACGGCCUUAACUACUGGACCCCGAAAGUCCCGAUCAGGAUCAACACUCUGUCACGAGAGCAACUUGCUCUUCCCGCUCACGUGCAUCCUCGUACUAUCCCCCCUCCGCCCACCCCCAGCAUUGCACCAGUCAGCCCCAACACCCCUAACUUGGCGAAGGUGGCCCGCUCAUCCACCCCCGUCCUGGGUAAAUCAAGUCCCACGGAAAACAGCUUUCUGGCCCACUCUUCCAGCCGUAGGCCACGCACGCAUUUGUCUUGCCUGCAGCUCUCCAUUCUGCAGUCCUGUUACGAGACCUGUGCCCACCCCAAUGCCAUGGAGUGCGAGGCCAUUGGUGCAGAGCUUAACCUGCCCCUCAAGGUGGUCCAGAUCUGGUUUCAAAAUACUAGAGCCAAGGAGAAGCGCUGGAGGCUGCAGCAAGAGAAAAUGGGUCCUCAGGCCGGUGGUGGGAAGGUGUUCAUGACAUCAGGAAGUUACCUGCAGUACAAUGCUCUCAAAGCCAACCGUCCCAUCCUGCCCAAACCCGUUCAGCUCACGAUCACGGAGACUCCCACUUCCCCAGCGGCCGGCCAAACGUCACCCAUCGAGACCCUGACGGGCUGCUGUGAGGUCUGCAAGGUCUCCUUUGAAUCACGGGCGGCCGCGAGGGCCCAUGUCUUCUCGUCGCUUCACCUCGCCAAGCUGCGCACCACUAACUUUGGCCAGCCCACCGCACUCGUCAACAAGAACGGAACUGGCAACGGAGGUUCGGGCAGCGUCAACCUGAGUUUGCAGGUCUGUCAUUCGUCUCCACCGGUAACCGGCUCCGGUGCUGGUUCUGGAGGCGUAGUCGUUAUCGAGUUGCCUCCAUCCGCGGCCACCAGCAACAGUUAAAAAAAACAAAACAAAAAAAACUCAGAUCAGGAUUGGUCUGCACACUGACUAUUUGGACCCAUUUGGGCUCCUCCAAUUUUAAUAAGUUUGAGCACUAUUUCUCACCACCUAACUUAAUUAUUUUUGGUUUUGAAGUUGGCUGUUCCUCCCGUUCACGCAAUAUCCCAUUUUCAACCUUUUUGAUGACUCGAAUGGACAUGUUCAUCAAGUUCACCGUGAAUUCACACCAAACAGUUCCCAUGCUGCUGCUGAGCUCAUCAGUUUGCUGUGAGUGUUGGAUAAUACUUCUUUAAAUCAUCUCACCUUUCACCCAAACAUUUUUAUUUUCAAUGACCCUCCUACAAAACUCUAAAGGGACUCGACUUUCCAGGCUUGAACUGAAGAGACUGAUACUGUUUCUCUGCCAUGUCACUAUUUGGGAUAACACGAAAUACUCACAGUAAUAACUCCCACUUUGCUCCUGUGGAAUAUUUUUUGGGGGGAUGCUUUCACUUCCAGAGCAAAGAUUGCUUGUGUAUGACAUGAAUGAACUGAACAAAUGUGACAUGCGUGUUGACUGUCGCUUUUAUUCAUUUGCUAACAGGAUAUGUGAUCUGAGGAGUGUUGCGUAUACAUCAUUUGGGAUACAGUAGAGGUACUCUAGAGCGAAUAGGGCUUUUAAACCCUACCCCUGCCCCCUUUCCCAUGUUUAUAGUUUUCAUGACAAUCCAUACAAAAAAACAGGUUAUAGAAAUAGCGAGGAAUCUUGGCAUACCGCACUUUGACACAUAUUUCAUUGUUUGAAAUGUUUUUAAGCAUUCUGAUGCGAGUGUCUUUUUAUGGAAAGAUGCAUUCAUGCAUGUUGGAUGCCUUAAUAUAAAUUGUGAUUUUUAUAUUUUAUUUUUUUCUUGCUAGUCUCUUCAGUCACGCUUUGGGUGUAAGCAUAAUAUUGUGCAAGAACCUUACGGGAAUGAAAGUGAAAUCAAGCGCUGUUCCCAAUUGCUAAUACACGGGUGGGGGGAGUGCAAUGUGAAUGUCAUUCUUUUGAUAUCACAUGAGCAAGACCCUGCCUGUUAAAUUGUAACCAGCUUUUUCUCAGCCAAGGACAUAAUGUGUGAUCCUGUGUGGGGGGGAGGGGAGGGUGGAAUUCAAAACAAAUGAUCCUGUGGGUUUCUAUUUCCCACCCUAACGACAUGUAUAAACACUAUUCACAAAAAGUUUGGGAUAUUGGUAUCGGUGGAAAUUUCAGUACUCUAACUUUUUACAGGUGAUCUUAUUUAGACCUUUUCUAAACUUUUGACCGCCCAUGUCCAACUGUUAAGUGUUUUAGAACUUUUCCACAACUUGUUUUCUUACAAGGAGCGGAACAGGUGUGUGAUCCAGGAAUUUACUAAUACAUUUCCUGGUUUAAUUAGAAUUGGUAUUUAAACAAUCUUCUUCGUCAUGCUAUUAACAUGUUGACAUCAGGAGACCAAGAUGACAUGAACUGUACCUUGCCAUUGUGAGGCUUCAAACAGGAUAUUCUCAGAGGGAGGUGGCCACUGAUCUUAAGACUGUCGCAGAAUGUCAUCAGCGGAUUACAAUACAUAGAGAGACCGGAAGAGUCACUGAAAGGAAUAGAAUCAGACGUCCUUGGACACAAGGUACUGCAAAAAGUACUGAAAAGUGAACAGUUGGACAUUUACCAUGAAGAUAAAAUAAACUUCACCUGUAAAGGUUAUUGUGCAUUUUAGGUUAAUCUAGAACUUUCACCCGAAAAUCCUGCUCCACCUUACUUUUUGUGAGUAGUGUUCAUCUCUGAAGUUCUAAAGUAAGAUGGCCUUAUAAUGUAAAUGCUUAUUGAAUAAAUGUAUUAGAAUUUAUCAGCACGAAAGGUCCCACCAACUAGCUUGGCAAGAUGAGUGCUUAUUCAAUUCCCCCCCCCCACCACCACUUGUUUAGUCACUAGUGCUGGUAAUGCACGUGCCGUGAAAUGGGACGUGAUGUGUGCAAACCAAACAAGGGAGGAAAUUGGCUUUCACUAAUAUCCUGAAGGCCGCUCGUGGAUACUUCAUUCUAGCAAUGUAUUGUUUUGACUGAGUUGACUGAGAGCUAAUAAGAUGGUGCUGUGUUGAAGGACACGCGACUCACUAAAGAGCUUUUUCCUUCCAUUUGAAUUUGUAUAUUGUUACUAUGGUUAGUUUUAACUCAAAUGCAAAACGAAAAUGUUUUUUAAAAGAUAUAUAUUAAGUGAUAUUCCAAAGUAAUUUUUUUUUUUAUUAUUAUUAUUGCUUUCAGUCAUUUAAAAACAUAACAACCAAAAAGCAAUCAAGAGGUGUUCACAAAUGCAAACUGUAAAGGACAUCCCACAGCUUGACUCUUGCACUAGUCCACUAUAUUUGCACAAGCUACAGACAUUUCAAAAAUGGACACAGCCAUGGAUGCAACGUGACAAGUGACUCGGUGUGUCUUGAAACAAAAAGGGUGGCAAUGUUCCUUACGACUUCUAAAAAAUGUUUGUCCUUUGGGAAUCAUCUUGUGUGUGAAUCAAGGAUGCGAGUGCUCCGAUGUCAAGACUGGGAUACACACAGACAAACAAACGCGGUGUUGCACUGUCCAAAUGAAAUAGGUUUUUACAGAGAUAUGCUUUUAUUAUCUUGCAUUUCAUUGUCAAUUUGAUUAUCACUAUUGUUAUAACUGUACUACUACUUAUUCGAUUUACCAUUACUACUCAUGCUGUUUUGAUUAUUACUUAUUGUUGUUUUCAUGCCACCUCUAUGCUCAGACUGAGUAUGGUAUUCCUCUGAAUAUUGAUCAAUAAUAGUGGCAGUGUUGUUAUGUAUUGUUAGACCUCUGAUUAGUCCCCCCCGCCCCCCUCCUUACUGUACCUUGCCUUUUUUUGUGUUUGGUCUCCAUUAUGCUUUCUUUGAUAUACAGAAAAAUAAAAUCAGUUGAACAUGG
Molecule: messenger RNA, 7637 nt
Organism: Phycodurus eques (leafy seadragon)
Lineage: Eukaryota; Metazoa; Chordata; Actinopteri; Syngnathiformes; Syngnathidae
Gene: zfhx2
Product: zinc finger homeobox 2
Exons: 5
Coding region: 408-4718 (1436 amino acids)
Biological process (GO): regulation of neuron differentiation; regulation of transcription by RNA polymerase II; brain development
Cellular component (GO): nucleus
Molecular function (GO): DNA-binding transcription factor activity, RNA polymerase II-specific; RNA polymerase II cis-regulatory region sequence-specific DNA binding; zinc ion binding
Source: RefSeq, a predicted model, not a curated record